This is a messenger RNA of Effrenium voratum, 411 nucleotides long. The record is from the annotation of a GenBank genome assembly. NCBI's taxonomy places the organism in Eukaryota, Dinophyceae, Suessiales, Symbiodiniaceae.
AUGGCAUUUCGCCUUGCCACAGCGCAGUCAGUGAGCGACGAGGACGGCACCUUCAUCUGGAACGAGUGCUUCUGCCGUGGCAGCAAGUUGCAUGUGGCGGUGCUUCGCGGAAGCCUUCAGAGAGUGAAGGAGCUCCUACAAAACAAGCCCGACAAGCUCGCGCUGGUUCAGUCACGCUUCAGCUUCACUGAGUGCGGCAAGGAGGGUGAGGCGGAAGCCAUCCACAUCGGCGCCAGUCGAGGUCAUGUAGAGGUGGUGCAAUACCUCCUGGAGUGCCAAGCGCAGCCCAGCGCUAUGGUCUCGCUGGAAGGGCAGCCGCAGUACGAUGUGCUGCACGCUGCCGUGCUGGGCGAAGGCCGUGGCGGCUGCCAGGGCCCCGACUGGACGCGCGUGGACUUGGAUGGGAGGUGA